AUCGCCGAUGGCCAUUUCGUCAGCUGCGUCAUGCCAGACUAUGCGGGUUCGCUAUAAAUCCUCAAUGAAUGGCGGGUAUAAAAACCCCUCCCCUUCCACACUAUGCUCCCCCGAACCCUCCUGACCCGAGCGACUUCCACCGCGCGUCGAUUGCCCACGCAAUUGCCAGCUUUUUCAACCGGAAUCCAACGUCUAGUCGCAUACCGAGCCAUGUCGAGCCGUAGCCUGACCGACGCGAUCAAGGAGGACCACCAGGAGAUGUACGAGUACUACGACAAGUACACUCAGGCCUCGGGAGAUGUCGAUGCGCAGGAGCGCUGGGCUCGCCAACUCAUCUGGGAGGUAGCCCGCCAUGCUGUGGGGGAGGAACUUGUCGUCUACCCGUUGAUGGAGCAGCAUAUGGGAGAGAAGGGCUUAAAGCUGGCCGAUCAGGAUCGUGCUGACCACCAGUACGUCAAGGAGAAGCUUUACCAGAUCGAGUCCAUGAGGCCCGGAAGCGAGGAGUACAGCACCCUCCUCGCCGCCGUCAUGAAGCACCUUCACGAGCACAACGACUCGGAGGAGCAGAAGGACCUCCCAGAGCUUGAGCCUCAUCUCGGUGCGGACGGAAGCGCUACGGCCGCGCAGAGCUUCAGCCGGACGAAGAAGUUCGUCCCGACACGCGCACACCCAUCCGCCCCCAACAAGCCUCCAUUCGAGACCGUCGUGGGGCUCAUGACCGCGCCGAUUGACAAGAUCAAGGAUGUGUUCGCCAAGUUCCCGACCGACGAGAUGAAGUCCGAGUAAGUUGCUUAGAAUGUACCUGUACUAUAGCUAUCAUUUGUACCAUAUCCGCAGUGUAUCACCAUCUUUCAAUUCAAAUUCAUACACGCAGCAUUGUCGAGCAUCGCAGACUCCGGAAUUGCCUCCGAGUAGUCGAACUUGUCAUGUGAUUGCACAAGAUUACCUAUUUGGGAACAAUGAAAACUUCCUUGACUUGGUCCUGCC
Schizophyllum commune H4-8 is the source of this 987-nucleotide messenger RNA. RefSeq lists its product as uncharacterized. The record is from RefSeq and is a predicted model, not a curated record. The transcript has 5 exons. The coding region runs from base 103 to 786 and encodes 227 amino acids. Lineage: Eukaryota; Fungi; Basidiomycota; Agaricomycetes; Agaricales; Schizophyllaceae.